GCUUUUCCGCGCGUCGGAGGAGGAAAAAAUCGUCGUCGCGUCGCCGCGCUUCGUUGGUGUGCGUGUGUUUUCGUGGUUUCACUUUGCGCGACUGUUCGUACGUCGUCGUCGUCGCAGCUGUCAGUUCGUGGCCAGAUUUUCUUAUUGGAUUUUUGGAUUUCGAGCGCAGAGGAGGAGAAUAUUUCGACCAGAGCAACACGAGAAAAAUGUGCUUUUCUUAAUUGGGGCAAUUUUUGUUAAAGAAAAGUCGUUUUUCGCCGUUUGAAGUUAAAGUUCUCGGCGAAAAGUGGAAGCCCAAAGUGCAACCAACGUCCGGAAGAUGAAAUUCAGUGCAAAAGUGAGCGGCUCCAGUUGAAAUCAGAAAUAAAACGUCGAACCGCAAGAGGAAGAGAAGAAAAAAUCCGUCGCAGUAGGCCUGGGGCCAACAACAACACCACCGCACUCCAUGGCAACUACGUCAGCAGCUGGCGAAGACGGCAUGAGUGCUGCGAUCCGUGUCAAACUGGAAGCUGAAGGAGCCUCAACGGCGGCCGCCUCUGAGGAGGAACCCGAAGGAACCAGUUCCGAACGGGUUGUCCGCAAGGUGACCGUGCUGGAUCCGCUGAAGUUGAAACUGCUCGCCCGACAGGACCAGAAUCGGCUGCUCACCGGACUGCGCACAGAACAAGCAAAUGCCAAGCCUCCUGCUUCUACUCCAGCUCCAACGGCGGCGGCGACUCCCGCAGAACCACCAGCAACAACAACACCUGCUGACGAACCAGCAUCACAACCACCAAGUGACGACGCCCCGGCGGAACCACCAAAGGUGACGGCCCCAGCCAAACCAGCCGGGACGCUCUUCCGCCGAAAGAAGGUGGUCCCGGUGGCUGUGGCCAAACAGAUUUCCAAGCGGGAAAAAGCGGCGCCACCGAAGGUGGUGCCCAAGCCUGAACCGGUUCCCACGCCUGAACCGGAAGUGGUUAAACCACCCGAAACGGUGCAGCCAGCGGAAGAGAUUGUUGAGGAGACAAGCAAGACGCCGGAAGUUGUUGAAGAGCCACCACCGGAAGUGGUUUCGGAGGAACCGGCGCCGCCGGUUAAAGCGGAGGCUCGUGAGCUCGAGCGGCCAACGUCCUUCCGGCGGAUUAAGCCGAAGGUGUCGAUAAACAUCGCCAAGACGCGACCGCGCAAGUCGAUCCUCAAGAAACCCAACUCGGGCACGGAAUCGGAAGGGGGUGGGAGUAACGAGCCGAGCAAAUCUUUGGAACCGGAAGAGACCAUCGUGCUGGAUGACGACGAUGAAGAGGAGAAUAAGGCAGCCAAGGAGCGGCAAGCCUUGGAGGAGAGUCGGAAGGCGAUUGAAGCGGAGGAACGGCGGUUGAUCGAGGAAGAGAUGCGAAAAAUCCAGGAAAGAGAUGAGCGAAUACGGCGCGAGGAUGCGGAGAACGAGCGACGGAUAGCGGAAGAAAGGAGAGUGGAGGAAGAGCGCAAAAGGAUAGAAGUGGAAAGGCGAAUGGAGGAACAGAGGAGGAUAGCAGAAGAACAACGAAUAUCUGAGCAGAAGGCGGAAGAAAGCAGGGUAGAAGAGAACAAAAGCAUACCGAACAGGAAGAGUGUAAAGAUUCCACCGGAUUUGUGGAAGUCUCAGCUGAUGAAGAUGAAAACGAACCCGUUCCGGAUGCACAGCGUGCCCGACAAGAAGACCUUACAGGAAGAGCCACCCAAGGAAGCACCCGUUACUGUUGAAAGUGCCACUUUGGAGGAGUCCCAGCCACCUUGCCAGGAAGUUGUUAAUGUUGUUAAACCUGAAGAAGUGCCGGGCAGUUUGGUUCCGCCUCCUGCUCCCGUACCCAGCAGUGCAACGAAGGAAAUCCGACGAAUAUCCCGGCUACCGCCUAGCGUUGCCAUGAAGCUGAUGAACUGUGUAGCGGCCGGAAAGGUCGUCAAGCCAAAGGAGCAGAUUGUGGAACCUGCCGCGCCGGAACAGCCCACUCCGGAACCGACAAAAACGAUUCGUCGGAUAUCGAAAUUACCGCCGGAGUUGGCGCGAAAGUUGGUGCAAAGUGUCGAGAAGAAGGCGGAAGUUGUGAAGGAAGUCAAGCCGGAAGUAGUCGCGGAACCGAAGCCGGAAGCCCCAAACAAGGAGAUUCGACGGAUAUCGAAGCUACCGCCGGAGUUGGGGCGCAAGCUGGUGCAGAGUAUUGAGAAGAAACCGGAAGUUGCGACACCGGAAGUUGCUGCUGAACCGAAGCCGGAAGCACCAGCGAAGGAAGUUCGACGAAUAGCACGGCUACCGGCGGCCGUCGCGAUGCAAUUGCUCAAAAGUGUCGGAUCGGUUAAGAAGGAGCCGGUUGUGACGGAAGUACCGAAAGAAGACGUCAAACCGGAAGUGAAACCCGUGAAGGAGAUUCGUCGAAUAUCGCAACUUCCUCCGGACGUUGCCCGCAAGCUGAUGAACUCGCUAAAGCAGAAGCAACCUCUCAAACCGGUCCCGCUACCGAUCCCGGAAGUUAAGGUCGAACCGGAACCGGAUGUUCCGACGUUGACCGCUACGCAGAAGCCAAAAAGUAAGGUUCACAUCUUGUCGCAGGUCAUUCUUCCCACGUCGACGUCGUACAAUCUGGAGGAGCUGCUGGCGGGCAAAUCAGCCGAAUCGGCUCCGGCCGGUGGCCAGAUGCCACUUCCGCUUCCGAUGCCGAGGGUGCGCAAACCGGUUGAGGAGUUGGACACGUCGCGGUCGACCGUGGAUUUGAACCAAUCGGCGGGUUCGAGUCAGACGGAGGAGGUUAUUGCUCCGGAAGCGGGCGAACGGAUGCCACUUCCGGUGCAGCUGAAGGAGGAGGAAGAUACGGGGGAGACUACCGAGGAAGCGGUGGAAGGACAUUUCGCGGAUGAUGAUCACGAUGACGAGGGGGAAGAAGAUGUUCCAGAGUCGGCGGAUUUGCCCAGUGUUGCAUGUGAAGAGAUUAUCGAGGAGACGAUUGUUCAGGAAGAGGUCGUUGAAGAACGUGCUCCAGUUGUUGUUCCAGUAGUUAGCCAAAUAGCCCAAGUUCCUAUCAGUACUCAGCCGGUUCAGUACAGCUACAAUGCGAGACCGAUGCCGCAGCCGGUGCUGUCCGUGCCCAGAUCUCAACCGCAGAUCACGUACUUCCAGCAUGUGCCAAAUCUUCAGCAGCAGCUGCAGCAGCUACCUCCGGGAUCUUCGAUUGUCUACGCCAACAGCGAGCAGGUCUCGCUUCCUUCGCGACCUCAUUUGAGCGUGCAACGAUUGGUCCUCAACCCGGCAAGCAUACGAUCGCAACCGCCGCUGCCUCAUCCCGUUCGUCCCGGUUACGGUCCGGCCCAGUUCGUACUAAUUCGGAACCCUCAACAAGCUCCACGAGUUCGACAACCUCUGCCACCUCAGCAACACCUGCUUGUCCCAAGACCAACGUACUACCAACACCCCACAACAUCAACCGCGCCUCCUAGUCAACAACGCUUCAAUCAGAUACUGGUGCCAACUCCACGCUUCAUGGUCUCUUCCGUCCCACCUGGGCAACCUCCAAUCCAGCCGCAGCAACAUCACCAUCAACGACCAACCGUCAACUACGUUAUCCCAUCGCUUUCCCCCCAGAAGAGGGCCUUCCAACCGGUUGAACCGCAAGCGCCUCCGCCAAUCAUCCCCAAGAUCGUCAUCGAACCUCCACCACCCUCGCACACCCCGGACUCGCCCAAAGACCUCAAGAAUUUCUCACCCUGCUCGCAGGCCGUCAAGGACAAACUUCGCGAAAAGUUGAAAGCCAAGAUGAGCAAGGCCUUCGAGCCGCCUCCGCAACCCGCGCUCCCCCCGGAACGCCCCACCGACCGCAUGCACUUUGUCCCGAUCGUCAAACCGCCCCCUCUGCCCCAGCAACGACCGCUCAUCACCCAGAUUCGCCCGAUCAAGCAGUACAACGCCGGCCCCGGUCGCAAGAUCUACCUGACCAAGUUUUGCGUCGUCAAGCCGGAACAGCAAGCGCUGGUCCCACCUCCGAUCACCAUUCCACCCCCUCCACCGCCACCUACCACACCAAAAAUGUCCUACGUAGUCCAAACCGCUCCGCGACCACCGCUCCGAACCAAAUCCAUCGACGUCUUUCACGGCUUCCCGUCGGCCUCGAUCAAGAGCGAACGGCGCGAGUUUGAGCGCUUCCGCGAGAACCUGGACAAGGUUGUGACGGCGGUGUCCACGGCGGGCCCGAACGGCGACGAAAUGUACAUCAUCACCGAGCUGGACGAACCCGCGGUGAAGGAGGAACCGGUUGUGGCGGCACCGCCAAGGAUUACCGUCCGGAGGAAGACGUUCGUCGUUGAGGAUUCCGACUGUGAGGGGCGGGCGCAACUGCUGCCGCGCGUUGAUGAGGAGGACGCGAGCGAGGAGGAGAAGAAGGUUCAGGUCAAGGUGGAGAAGGUGGAGCCGGUGGCGAUGGUCAAACAGGAGUCGGAGGAGGAGGAGGAGGGGGAGUCCUCGGACGCGGACGAGGAUCUGGCGCGGCAAAUUCUGUCGAUUGUGGAGCGCGAGCGGGAUCAGCUGAGGAUCGAUUCGUCGCCGCCGGCGAAGGUCAAGCGGUUACGGAAGCGCAAGAAGAGAAGAAAACGGGUUGUUAAGAGGAAGAGGGACGACGACGACAGCAAGGACAUGGUGAUGGAACUCCUGAUGAAGCAUGUCAACCAGGAGGCGUUGAUCGCGGACAUUGUGGCGGCGCAGCGGAAGGAGUUGCCGGUUAUCGAGCUGUCGGAAGAGGACGAAGUUCGGGAGGAGAAACCGGUGGUGAGGAUCGACAGCGAGUCGGAAGUUGUGGUGAGCGAUGAAGAGGACUCUGGGAGUGAUAUUUUCGCGAAGAUUUUGGAACCGUUUACCAGUGAGGAGAAGGCGGAGGAAGUGGAGGAAGUUGCGGCAGAGAUUUCAGGGGUUGAACCCCUCGCGGAAAAGUCGGCAAUCGAGACAAUCGACGAACGCACUGAUAUUAGCUUUAAGCCCAGUAACGAGAGGAAGGAGGAGGAGAAAAUCUGUGAUACCAUUAGUAGUGCCUUGCCGGAAGUGGCAGCAUCAGCAACGCCGCAAGCUCAAAGAGCACCCAAACGUAAGCUAAAACCAACGCUGGUCAAUCGGCAGCGACAGCAGCUACCUCAGCCGAAGAUCCAGAAGACGGUGACGAUCGGACGCGUCACGACACUCAGUACGCUCAAAGCGACCUCCGAUGAGGAGGAGGAGGUUGAAGAUCGGGCGGCAACGCCGGCAUCAACGUCCACGUUUGGCGCGGACAACGACUCGAGCGAUCCGUUUUCGGACCGGGAAGAAGCGGUUGAGGCGAAGAUCUGCGCCAAGAUUGUGGUAGAGAGCGGUGGAGAGACGAGAUCAACGCCGGUACCUGCUGCGCAGGUUGUUCCGGAGGUUCCCGUUGAUUCUGAACCCGUCGCAGCACCUCAAGAGAUCCUGCAAGACCCGAAGGAAAUUCUUCGUCAAAUUGCCGAAGAUUGGGACCUCGAAGAAACGCCCGAAGAAGCCAAGAAAAUCGCCGAGCCUGAAAAAGCGGAAGAACCCACGAAAGUCAUCGAACCCGAGAAGCCUCCAGAACCGCUGGUCGCACCACCAAAACCCCCAUCGAUGGAAGCUCCAGCUGCGCUGGGCAGUUCGCGUCCCAAGGCGAUCCCGAAGCGACGCAUGUCGGUGAGGAUAGCCGGCCAGCAGCGACCGCAGCGAACUCCCGAACGGGACUCCACACCGAGUGUGGCGAGUUUGCUCCGCGAUUGGGAGGUUACACCGGAGAAGAUGAAGGCGCCUCCCGUUCAAGAUCUGCUCAAAGAGUGGGAAGAUUCGCCCGUGAGGAACGUGGGUGCGAGCCCGGAGAAGGUUCGGGAGAAGUCUCCGGUCAGGAUCGUGACUUCACCGGUCAAGAGUUUGCUGAAAGAGUGGGAGGAAACGCCGCAGAAAGUUGCUGAAGAGGUUGUAGCCUCACCUGAAAAGUCUUCAGUGGGGGAUUCCGAACCACCAGUUUUGAACGUGACGUUGGCGGAGAAGAGUCCGGAGAAGGUGCAUGAAGUUCAGCGGGAGAAGACCCCAGUUAGAAGCGUGACUCCACCGGUUGAGAGUUUGUCGAAAGACUCCGAAUUGCAGAAAGCAGUUGAGCUUGUUAGUUUGCCCGUACAGAACGUGACUUCGCCCGCUAAAAACGUGACUUCGACGGUGAAGAGCCCGCUGAAGAGUCCACCGAUGCCGCAUGUCCUGCUCGAGAAACUCGACAUCUCUCAGUACAAAAGUCCGGAGAAACCAAAGAAAGCGCCAGCUAUUGAACCACGAAUCCUGUUGGAGAAGCUCGACCCGGCUGAGUACAUCUGUCCGAAGAAACCUGUUGAAAGUUCUGAACUCGUAAAACCAUCUGCCGAACCGGUUGAUCAAGAACCUCCCAAACAGCCCGAACCUGAAGUGGUUCUUGAAGAACCACCAAAGCAAAUCGAGCCCGAGUUCGUUCCCGAAGAACCUCCUAAACCAAUCGAGUCCCAACCGGAGCUUGCUCCGCAGGAACCCGCCAAGCAGCUUGAACCAGACGUCCUGCCGGACGACCCUCCCGACCCAAGCCCGGCGCCGUCCCGUUCGGUAACCCCGUCGGACGCUCGCCCAGCUAGCCGCAGUCUGCGCUCGAGUUGCUCGCGACUCAGCGUUUCGCGCGAAAGUUUACCCCUCUCGGUGGAGCGGGAGUCCGCGCGUAGUCUACGCCGGAUGACGCGGUUGAGCGUUUCGCGGGAAAGUCUCCCGCAGGCGGAGAAGGAACCCCCCAGCAAGGUGAAGGUCUCCAAGCAGGCGAGCAUUAAGAACUGGUUACAGGGCACGACGAGGGAUCCGCCUCCGGCGGCGCCGCCGCCAACAGCUACGACGAGGACGCUGCGAAGUCGCGUCAACUCGGUGGUGGACGUUGAACCGGCGAAAAAGAAGCCGCGAGGUCGCCCCAAAGUGGUCAAACCGGCUGAGGUCGAGCCACCCAAGGAAGUGGAAGUCGUGGCGGAGGAGUCUGGAGGAGCAGAUCGUCGCCGUGAGGACGCGGAGAAAGAAGCAGGAGCGGACGCUGGCGCGCUUGAACAAGAACCGAAAAGUGUAGAACCAUCACCACAACCGCAACCAAAACCAAAACCACCCUCCCCGACCAUUUCCAACCGUGUGCCGAUUCCGAUUUCGUCGGACUCGGACGACGAAGACGCCCCACUGUCCAAGCGCCGCAAGGUUCUGCGCAAGCGACGUGCCACGACCCGGCGCACCGUUCGAGAUCUGAACGCGAACCGGCGGUUGUUCCGCAGUGCUAACGCUUCUUUAACCGAUUCUGCAGCAUCGAUGACGAACGACGAGGACGCCUUUCCGAUCAUCAAAAGUGAACCGCUCGAAAUCCCCCAGCAGGAUGCGGUCCCGUACGAAGCGUUUGACAGUUCAUCCGGCAGGCUGCUCUCAAUCGUCCACGUUCAAAACAACCAGAUCGUUCACGCGGAAGACUACCAGGAGCACGUGUUUGCCACGCCGGAACCCCCAGCUCGCGGCGAGAAGCGGAAACGUCGCACCAAGGCGCAAAUCGAAGCCGAAAAGCAGGCCAAAUCCAAGCGGGACCCAGACCCACUCCCGCUCGAUCCCAGCGCCGCACCAAACUUUAGCUGUGCCAACUGCGGCGAAACGAUCCCAAGAGACAGCUGGCAGGACCACUACGUUCAUCACAACGGGCUCACCUAUCGCGUCGGAAUCGACCCCGAGCUCAACCUGACGGAAGAAGCCACAGCCGUGCAGAUCGUCACGCGCUACAUGAAGCAGCACCGCCAGCUGCAGGUCAUCUGCGAGAAAUGUGGCGUCAGUAAAAAGUCCGCCCUUGGGCUCGUGUCCCAUCGGGUGGUUUGUGGUCUCACGCCCGAGCAGAUCGAAGCCAGUAAGGUGGCGUGUGAGAACUGUGGGAGGAAAAUGAUGCCCGUCAGCAUGACGAGCCACCUGAACGGGCACUGUUCGGUGCUGAAGCGGAUCAAGCAGGAGCGCCACCUGGAGGAGGUGCAGAGAGAGCGGCGCGAGCAGGACGAGGAGGACGCCGCGGACGGACAGCAGUCCGACCGGGUCAACCAGCUGGGAAGGGUGAAGCGGAGGGCGACCAAGAGGGCCGAAACCAAGAUCAAAACCAUGUCCUGCGAGGAUCUCAUCCUCACGGUCACCAAGUCGAUCUGCACGGACGGCUGCCUAGGUGCUUGGAAGACCCAGCUGCGCAAAGCCAACACGGCGCGGUGCGUGUUCCCCUCGUGCGACUUUACCGGCAGCAGCGAGGCGGAGAUGCGCCACCACCACGAGUUCUGCCCGCUGCCGUGCGAGCUGUACGAGUGCCGCAACUGUCGGUACCAAGCGGCCAAGAUUGACCCGCUGGUGAAGCACAUUACGGCGAAGCACAUGGACGCGGUGCGGGUCAACAUGGCUACGGCGACUUACGAAAGUAGUGGGAGUGAGGCGAAGGUUGGGACGACGGAAUCGUCGGACGACGAGGGGACUUCGGGGGUGGAUGAGAACGAGUUUCCGGACGGGACGGCGAGCAGCGGGAUGGAUGAUGAGGAGUUGAGGGGAGGUGGGAAGAAGAAGGGAAAGGGGCGGAAGCGAUCGGCGAUUGGGGCGUUGCUGAGCAGUCGGAUUGCGAACCAUAGCCGGGGAGUUGGGUACGGUGGGCGGGAGCAGUUUAGCGAGGAGUGCGAGGUCUAUCGGGAGAUGGUUCUGGACGAGGUCAUCGAGGUGCGUUCGUCGAAGAAGGAGUUCCAGUACGUGUCUAGGGAGUGGACGGUCAAAUUUCGGCAGCGGUUCUACGCUAAGGCCAUGCUGUACGGAGAUUUUCGCCCGGACGUUGACGCCCAGUUUCUCACCUUCAACCAGGUGCAGGACUACAUUCCAAGUGCCGCUCAAUCGCUGAGGUUUACGAUGCGCGCCACGAAUCUGUACAACGCGCCGAUUCAUGUGCCCGAUUACGCGCACAAGUGGCGCACGCUGGACACUUUUGGCGCCGACGUCAGCGGGCACGAGUCGUUGUUCUUCUGCGGUGGACCGAUUAUCGCGAUGGACUGGGUUCCGCUGCCGGAUCGGGCGGAGGAUCGCACGCACCAGAUACUGGCCGUGGUUUGCAAGAGUUCGCACGAGGAGUUUUACCUGGCGGAGCAGAUGCCGCCGCAGCCGUGUCUGAUUCAGAUUUGGGACGUGGGCGUGCUGAGCAAUGCGACAUUGCACAAAAAGGUCGAAAACUCACCUCCAACGCUGCAGUACGCGAUCGCCUGUGACUUUGGUCCCAUUUGGUCGCUCAAGUUCUGCCCCAGCGGAUGCUCCAACACGACCUCCUCCGGUGAUCAGUUCGAUCGGCUGGGUCUGCUCGCCGCAACCGGUUCCAACGGCGACGUGUACAUCUUCUCGCUCGCUCCCAACUACAACCACCUCAUCACAAACUCGUACCGCAUCAUCAACCUCAAGCCGGUGCUCCGGUUGACGCUGGUCAUGACCCGCGAGGCGGGCUCACCCGAGUACGAAGGUCACGGCGCCGUGCGGUUGGCCUGGUCCAAGAGCAAACAUCACGCCACAAUCGCCGCCGGCUAUUCAAACGGUGCCGUUGCCGUGUGGAAUCUCAACACGAAAUCUCCGCUACUCACCGGCCAAAAAGACGCCACCACAACCCUUCUCCCCAUCCACCGAGUCUUCAUCCCGGACGCCUGCAUCACCGCCGUCGAUCUUCACUUCACCGACGACAGUCGCUUCAUGCUGGUGAGCAACGCCGACCGGAAGCUGGUCGUGUACGACCUCCAAACCGGCUAUCUCCCAACCGAGGUGGCCUCCCUCAACGCACGCAGCAAAGUGACGACCGCCUGCUGGAACACGCACUUCCCGGUCAUCGCGAUGGCCUUCGACGACGUCUACGCCAUGGAUCGGUGCGCGUUGACGUUCCACCAGACGCGCGAGAUCGGGCUGCGGCUGUGUCCGCUGUACACGUUCACUGCGGAAGCCACCGACAUGAGCGGCAGCGAUUGGCUCUCGAAUUACGUGAUCGGAACCGACGGUGGGGACGUGCUGUCGCACCAGCCGCAGCCGAUGGUUCAUCAAAUGGCGCAGAAGAACACGGCGCAGCAGAAAUAUAUCCUAACGUCGACCAUGUCCGUAAAGCUUACGGACGAACCAACCGACACCUCGUACAACAUGUUCGAGCGGAACUUUGGGCUGCUGUUUUCCGACAAUGAUAAGAGCUCCUCCAAGAUGGACCUCAAGUCGCUGCAGGUGAAGUCGUACCGGCGGGCGUUGCUGCAGGAAUAUCCGGGCAUCCGCGUGAACCAGGUCCGGUGGAACCCGAACGAGGGCGCGUACCAAUUUUACGCCGUUGGCUACCAGGCCGGCUUCGUACGAGUUCGCCCCUUCCGGGUCAAGUGAACAAGUGUGGCGGCGGCGGGCUUUUCGGUGUAAAUUAACGAGACUGAUUUAGUUUAGCACAGUUUUUGAAGGGAGCGCGUGCGAGAUUGUUUUUAAUCGAGGAUUAUUAUUUUAAAAUGUGUACUAUUUACUUUAGCUUUUGAGUUGCAUUCGCAGUAGAUAUUUAUCGUUUGGUUGAA
Messenger RNA from Culex pipiens pallens (northern house mosquito), 10587 nucleotides. RefSeq names its product titin-like. The coding region runs from base 446 to 10408 and encodes 3320 amino acids. The transcript is spliced from 7 exons. Gene Ontology annotation, molecular function: protein binding. Gene Ontology annotation, cellular component: transcription factor TFIIIC complex. The record is from RefSeq and is a predicted model, not a curated record. Gene Ontology annotation, biological process: transcription by RNA polymerase III. Lineage: Eukaryota; Metazoa; Arthropoda; Insecta; Diptera; Culicidae.